This is a messenger RNA of Otolemur garnettii (small-eared galago), 2051 nucleotides long. RefSeq names its product connector enhancer of kinase suppressor of Ras 1 (gene CNKSR1). The transcript has 20 exons. Gene Ontology annotation, molecular function: protein binding. The record is from RefSeq and is a predicted model, not a curated record. The coding region runs from base 28 to 2043 and encodes 671 amino acids. NCBI's taxonomy places the organism in Eukaryota, Metazoa, Chordata, Mammalia, Primates, Galagidae.
GGUGAUUCGCCCGGGCGGAGCUCGGUCAUGGAUCCUGUAGAGACCUGGACCCCCGGGAAGGUGGCAGCUUGGCUGAGAGGCCUCGAUGAAUCCCUGCAGGACUAUCCCUUUGAGAACUGGGAGCUACCUGGCAAGUACCUGCUCCAGCUCUGUCCCCACAGUCUUGAAGCUCUGACUGUGUGGCCUCUGGGCCACCAGGAGCUCAUCCUGGAUGGAGUGGAACAGCUCCGGGCCCUGAGCUCCGGGCUACAGACAGAGAACCUGCAGAGUCUGACAGAGGGGCUGCUGGAAGGGACGCAUGCCUUCCAGAGCUUAGUCCAAGGUCGCCUGGGGGACUAUGCUGAGGCCCCUGCUGAUGUCCUCAGUGCUGCUGUGGAGCUGGUGCGUGAGGCCCGUGCCCUCCUCUUCUGGCUUAACAGGUAUCUCUUCUCCCACAUAAACGACUUCUCAGCCUGCCAGGAGAUUGGGGAACUGUGCAGUGAGCUGGGCCAGGCCUUGCAGGAGGAUUGGCCAGCAGCUGAGAAGGAGAGCACAGUCCUGAGGAUUUGUGGCCAAGUGGCCAGGAUCUGCCACACCAUCCUGAGCUGCUGCCCAGAGGAGCUGCUGGAGCAGAGGGCUGUGCUUGAGCAGGUGCAACUGGAUGAUCCUUUGGGCCUAGAAAUCCAGACCACCAACAACUGUCAGCACUUUGUGUCCCAAGUGGGCAGCCAGGUCUCCACUGAGUCCCGACUACAGAUUCUGCCUGGAGACGAGAUUGUCCAGAUCAAUGAGCAGGUGGUGGUGGGCUGGCCCAGGAAAAACGUGGUGAGGGAGCUGCUUCGGGAGCCAGCUAGAGUGAGCUUAGUGCUGAAGAAGAUCCCUGUGCCAGAGAGCCCUCCCAAGACGCCUCCACAGUCACUGGACUGUCCGCACCUGAAGAGCCAGUCACCAUCUUUGGCUUCCCUGUCUCCCAGUGCCCUAUCUGAAGACGUCUUUGCCUUCGACUUGACUUCAAACCCAAGUCCUGGGCCCAGCCCUGCCUGGACAGGUUCCACCACCCUUGACCCGGAUCCCCUGCCUACCCUUUCUGCGCCCCCAGCUGCACCCCUAGGAGAGGUGGCAGAGACUCCUGAAAUUACAGAGCCCCCAAGACUCCCUGACAAGAGUCCUGUUCUUGGUCGGAGGAAAUCAAAAGGCGUGGCAACACGGCUGAGCCGCCGGCGGGUGUCAUGCCGGCAACUGGGCCGGCCAGACUGCGACGGCUGGCUCCUGCUGCGCAAGGUUCCUGGUGGCUUCAUGGGGCCACGCUGGCGCCGCUGCUGGUUUGUGCUCAAAGGACAUACACUCUACUGGUACCGCCAGCCCCAGUGUCCAUCCCAGUGGGUGCGCCAUCUCAUUACCUGCAUUUCCAAGUACCAGUCUCCAGGCCGGGCCUCCACUCCCCGAGAGGAAGACUGCUAUAGUGAGACAGAGGCAGAAGACCCUGAUGAUGAGGCUGCGUCUCGCUCAGCCUCGCCCAGCCCAGCUCGAGCUUGGAGUCCACUUCACAGAGACACAUCCCCUACAACCACCCCCACGCAGCACAGCCCCUGGACCUCCUUUGGCUCUCCAACAGACAACAGUGAUGGGGAGCUAGAAGGAAUGGUACGGGGCCUGAGGCAGGGUGGCGUGUCCCUCCUGGGCCAGCCACAGCCUCUGACUCACGAACAGUGGAGGAGUUCUUUCAUGCGGCGCAACCGAGACCCCCGGCUCAAUGAGCGAGUGCACCGUGUGCGGGCAUUACAGAGCACACUGAAGGCAAAACUGCAGGAGCUACAGGCCUUGGAGGAAGUGCUAGGUGACCCUGAGCUGACUGGAGAGAAGUUCCGACGGUGGAAGGAGCAGAACCAAGAGCUGUAUUCAGAGGGUCUGGGGGCCUGGGGAGUGGUCCAGGCUGAGGGAAGUUCCUAUGUCUUGACCUCUGACUCCAGAGCUCAAUCCCCCCAACCCCUGCCCUCUGACCCUGAGGAGCACUCCCAUCUUUUCUCUGUGACCUCCGACCCUGGCCAGCAUCCUAGUGUCUGACCUCUGGC